AACACACACACACACACACACAUAGUUUGUCUUCUUUCUUCACCUAAAUGUUGUUAUAUGGGAAUCGGGGAUUAGGCAGUUCAUUGAGUCUCGUUGUCUGAGCAGUGAUUUAGCAUCAGCAUCAACGAGGCAGGCAGGCAGGCACAGCUGGAGACCAGAUGCAUGUCAGAGGAGAGAGAGGGAGAGAGACUGUCUCGUCUGGUCUUGUGUACCGUAUAGCGGCAGUGCUUCUUCUGUACUGUGUUUGUCCCAGAGAGAGGCAGAGUCAAGCUCCUCGUCAUAGCAACGGAUGGACGGACUACUGAUUACUAGCCUUUCACUGUUACCGUUUGUGGAUAAGCGACAAUGACAGAUCCAUCCCUCUGUGGAGGACGGAGGAGUGGGGAGGCAGGAAGACGAUGCAGUCUCACUCAGUCAGCCAAUAGCAAAGUAGGACUCUGGAAUCUGCACACUUCAGUGUUCUGAUCAGAUCACGGACUGAUCAGAUCAAUGCAUGAUCCCCGCUGGAUCAUUUCAACGGAAAAGGGGCUUCAUUUGUUUGGAAUCUGUGCAUGGAAGUACCAUAAUAAGUGUAUGUCGUGAAUACAAAAUAUCCCACAGGAAGUCAACUUUUUUUUUUUUUGUGGAAGACGUCAGCGCGGGCAUGUUUUUCAGCCCCUCUAAAAGUUGUCAUUUUAAAAGAGCUUUUAUCUUGAGCUGGUUUUUUGUCUUGGUUAAUGACGCUCCCUUGUUGUCAUUAAUAUUUUAUUAAAGGAACAAAACAGGGCAGUACCAGCUCGUGCUAUUUCUGUCACUGUUAAAAACGACAUCUGAGGGGUCAGAAUUAGCGACAGUAAAAAACUGUAUUCUGUAACUGAUCAGCCUGGUAAUUACAUCUUAACCUCAGCCCAGCUUACUGAUCCUAUCGCUUUGGUGUCGGAUACUGAACCUCAGCCCAGACCAAAUUACUACCCAUACCCCCCCACUCUCCCUGAAGAGAGAGAGAGAGAGCGAGAGAGAGAGGGGGGGGCGAGGGAGGCUGUGGAAAAUAAGGGCAGAGAAAGAAGAAGUGGGUGUCAGGGUGACAUUUAUAAAUUUUUCUCCGUUGAAGUCGACUCAGCGGCGACGGAUCCGUGGUAAUUACGACCCCCUCCAUCACAGACUGAUGUAUGACCUGUGCACCAGGCCCGAGCAGCCACCGGAACCCGAACCGGAGCAGCCACCGGAACCCGAAGCGGAGCAGCCUGUGUCUACAGCGGAUACAGACAUGGAAGGGAGAUGCCGUGGAGAGGCUGAGACCCCAGGACAGCAGAACCUAAUACAGCAGGACAGGGAUACUAAGACAGAGGAGCAUGGUAAUAAUACUACAACUACCAAUGGGGACUCAAUGGACAAGGCAAAUCUAGACACUACCUCUACCACUGUUACUGCCCCUGUGACACCCAAGAGGCACAGCUCACUUUACAAGGACCUCAACGACUGCGAGGUGGGAGGGUUUCGCAAGAAUGGCACUGACUAUGGCUUCCUGGUGCGUCAGAACUCAGAGCUGCUGCGAGCUCUGGAUGAGAUGGAGAAGACCUGCAACCACCUGAGAGAGGAGAACGGUCUGCUGCGAAAGAGCAGCGCCCCAGAGACGGAGGAGAAGGUGAAGCGUCUGAGGAGGAAGAACAUAGAGCUGGCUGUCAUCGCUAGGAGGCUGGAGGACAGAGCACACAAACUACAGGAGGCUAACCUCAAAGUGGUGAACGCCCCAGCUCCGGUGGAGCAGUACAAGCGGGCGUUUGCCCGUCAACGAGCCCGUGACCUGGCGCAGCACGCAGACACAUUACUCUCCAAGGACAAGGAGAUCGCCGCCCUGCAGCAGGAGUGUAGGGAGCUGGAGACACGCUUGGGCACAGCCAAGGGCUCCCCAGUCCCGUCUUGCGUGGUGGAGUUUGAGAGGCUGCUAAGGGAGUCCCAGAAGGAGGUGCUGAGGCUCCAGAGGCAACUGUCAAUCUCCUCCUCCAGAGUCACCUCCUCCAGAGUCACCUUCCCUAAAGACAUCUCCUGUAAAGACAUCUCCUCCAGAGUCACCUUCCCUAAAGACAUCUCCUGUAAAGACAUCUCCUGUAAAGACACCUCCUGUAAAGACAUCUCCUCCAGAGUCACCUUCCCUAAAGACACCUCCUGUAAAGACACCUCCUGUAAAGACACCUCCUGUAAAGACACCUCCUGUAAAGACACCUCCUGUAAAGACAUCUCCUCCAGAGUCAUCUCCUGUAAAGACAUCUCCUCCAGAGUCAUCUCCCCUAAAGACACCUCCUGUAAAGACAUCUCCUCCAGAGUCAUCUCCCCUAAAGACAUCUCCUGUAAAGACACCUCCUGUAAAGACACCUCCUGUAAAGACAUCUCCUCCAGAGUCAUCUCCCCUAAAGACACCUCCUGUAAAGACAUCUCCUCCAGAGUCACCUUCCCUAAAGACAUCUACUGUAAAGACACCUCCUGUAAAGACAUCUCCUCCAGAGUCAUCUCCCCUAAAGACACCUCCUGUAAAGACACCUCCUCCAGAGUUACCUCCUGUAAAGACACCUCCUCCAGAGUCACCUCCCCUAAAGACACCUCCUGUAAAGACACCUCCUCCAGAGUCACCUUCCCUAAAGACAUCUCCUGUAAAGACACCUCCUGUAAAGACACCUCCUCUGAAGACGCCUGUUGCAGAGUCACCUCCUGUAAAGACCCCUCCGGCAGGAAACACAACGGACACGAAAGGCCCUGCACAACAAAGGAGGAAAGGGAGGAGAAGGUUGCAGCAGAGACCCAACUCUUGGCGUUAAAUGAGGCUCCAGCCAGGUGUGAGGAGACUCCCAGAGAGGAGGAGGGGCCGCGAGUGAUCCCAACUCCGCCGGGCCCCGCCCCCACCCCGAGCCACUCCCACCAGAAGGAGCACACAGAAGAUCAAAGACUACAGUUGCUGGAAUGUGAGCUGAGCAAGAAGAGAAAAGAAUGUGAAAACUUGGAACAUGAAGUUAGGAAGAGACAGAAGGGAUGUCUGGAUUUGGAGAGCCAGCUUGAGGAUGAGCGAGGCAAAAAUGGGCAUCUAGAGGAGGAGGCGGAUCUCCUCAGGAGGAAGGCACAGCUGCUCGACCAGACCUGGGUUGAGAAUGAGGAGCUGAGAGAACACCUCUCUGAAGUGACCGCUCAACGUGAUUCAGGUCUCAAGGAGAACCAGAGACUCCGUGUCAAACUGGAGAACCUAGAGCAGGUCCUAAAGCAUAUGCGAGAGGUCGCCGAGCGGAGGCAGCAGCUGGAACUGGAACAUGAGCAGGCACUGGCUAUCCUCAAGUUCAAACAGAAUGAGAUCAAACGACUACAGCGGGCCGAGUUUUUCGCCAAGAGGGAGCAUGAGGGAGUGGUACAGAUGCUGGAGACUACAUUGGACUCCAUGCAGUCUAAGGUGCGGGAGUUGGAGGAUAAGUGUCACAGCCAGAGUGAACAGUUCAGCCUGCUCAGCCAUGAGCUGGAGACCUUCAGACUACAGGCUGGCAAAUUGGACCUGUCUGGCUCCACCAUCCUCACUAACCCCCCUCUCUGCCAUCUGACCAACGGGGUGGGCCUCACCGGAGAUGUGGCAGCAACUCUACGAAUGGGGGCCACCCCUCACGCUGCGGGUCUCACACGCCAUCCUACCGUCAAGCACCGUGAGCUGCCCACCAUCAGCCUGACCAAGUCUUCCAGCACCCCCAAGUCUGCCUCUGAUACCACCCACCUCUCCCCCAAGUCAGCCGAGUCCCACCACAGCCCCCACCACAGCCCCCACCAUAGCCCACGCAGGACCAGCCCCACGUCACAUGAGGUUGACACGGCCAGUGAAGUGGAGGAGUUGGACAUCGAUGUGUCCCCAGCGCCUUACACAGCUCUCAGGAGAGCCGCCCAGCUACAGGUCUUCAUUGCCAGAUACAGCUAUAACCCUUAUGAUGGUCCUAAUGAUAACCCGGAGGUUGAGCUGCCACUCACCGCUGGGGAGUACAUCUAUGUUUAUGGCGGUAUGGAUGACGACGGCUUCUAUGAAGGAGAGCUGAUGGACGGGCGGAGAGGGCUGGUCCCCUCCAACUUUGUGGAGCGCGUCUCAGACGACGACAUGAUAAGCGCCCACGUUCCAGAGAGCACGGAUAUAUCCCACAACUCCCUGCUGGACAGCAGCCUGCACAGCGCCAGUCACCAGCACCAUCUCUGCCUGGGGGGCCCAGGUACCUCUGAGAGGACAGACCCUACGUCAGCAGCCUCCAUCCCGGUUUCUCUCUCCGUCCCCUCAGGGGAGCACGUCCCCUCAGGGGAGCACGUCCCCUCGGACCCCUCCCUCCCAGACCUCCUUUCCCCAGCCCCCCUCACCAACGGCCUGGAUCUGGACCUAGAGGUGGGGGUGGGCACUGUGCCUUACCCGCGCAAGCUCACCCUCAUCAAGCAGCUGGCCAAGAGCAUCAUCAUCAGCUGGGACGGGCCGCUGGUGCCGGCGGGCUGGGGCAACGUGUGGAGCUACAAUGUGUUCGUGGACCAGGAGCUGAGGCUCAACGUGCCCUUCGGCUCCCAGACUAAAGCUGUCCUAGAGAGACUAGACGUCACCCUCAAGGCCUACCGGGUGUCUGUGCAGAGCUUGACGGAACGCGGAAGCUCGGACCAGCUCCGUUGCUCAUUACUGGUGGGUAGGGACGUGUGUGUGGCGCCUACCCAGCUCAGAGUCGACCGGGUCACCGCCACCUCGGCCAGCCUGGCCUGGCUGCCUAGCAACAGUAACUAUGUGCAUGUCGUGUCCUUGAACGAGGAGGAGACGGAGCUGGUGAAGGCUGGCAGCUACUCACUGUGCCUCAGUAACCUCACGCCCAGCCUUCAGUACACAGUCAAGGUGGAGGCUCAGCCACACCAAACCCCCUGGGAGAUUCCCCAGGAGAGACGGGACCACAAGACCGCCACCACCACCUUCACCACGUUGGCCGCAGGCCCCCCAGACGCUCCUCUGGACGUGCAGCUGGAGCAGGGGCCCUCCCCGGGAAUCGCCCUCAUCAGCUGGCUGCCUGUCACCAUCGAUGCUGCUGGGACCUCCAACGGGGUCCGCGUCACCGGAUACACAAUCUACGCUGACAAGAAAAAGGUGUUGGAGGUGUCGUCCCCCACGGCGGGCAGUGCCCUGAUGGGCCCGUCUCAGAUCCAGUCCCUGAUGGCAGCCCACGAGCUCACUGUGCGCACAAUGUCUGCCCAUGGGGAGUCCAUCGACUCUGUGCCAGUCAACGUGCCCGCCAAGUUGUCCGACAUCAUGACCGGCCAGGCUUCGGCCACCUCCUGCUCCUCGUCAACCCCCGUUCGUCAGUCAACCCCUGUCCACCAGUCACCACCCUACCAGUCACCACCCUACCAGUCACCACCCUACCAGUCACCCCCCGUUCACCAGUCACCCCCCGUUCACCAGUCAACCCCCGUUCGUCAGUUAACUCCUGUCCACCAGCCACCCCCUGUCCACCAGUCAUCACCCUACCAGUCAUCACCCUACCAGUCGCCACCCUACCAGUCGCCCCCCUUCCUGUCUUCGUCACCACCCGUCCAGCCCCAAUCCCCAUCUUACGGGAACUCAGCUGCCAAAGUCUCCAUGCUGCCCUACGCCACUGCCUCGUCGCCACUAGACGUCGCACACACCAUGGGCCCAAACGGGGGGCUGCCCUCUGCCAACUCUCCCCCAGUCCACGCCCUCCACACAGAGGCCUGCUCCCCACACCCUGCCUCGUACGCAGAGGUCUGGGCUAACCCCUUAGCAAAAUCUCCUGCCCCCCCAUGGGCCGCCUUGGCAGUGCAUGAGGCUAUGUCAUCUCCAGUAGCACUAAACUAUCAGGCCAAGUUACCAUCCGUACCGUCAGCCUAUCAGGCCAUGCUACCAUCAGCUUCUCACAUCAACACAACGAGCCCACAGAGCAUAGCAGACACAGACAGCCCCGGAGUUCCCCGUCCUGUCAUGUCCAUCACAGACUUUCUCCCUGUGGAGGAUGACUCCCGUGCCAACCUUUCAACCCCUGAGCCCUACCCCACCCCACCCAAGGCCCUUGUGCCACCCGCUGGGGACCUGAUCAACCCGCUGGACACGCAGCCUCUCCGGCCCCCCAGAGCCCCCUCUCCCCUGGAGUCAGAACCAGACUACUCCAUGGAGAGGCCGACCACACGCAUGGUGUCCAUGGAGGAGUUCCUCAGGCAGGACCAGGACACAGGCUUCAACAGGCAGCCAGAGCGUUACACUGCUGGUCUGGUGGAGCCAGAGAGCAGUAGGGGAUCUGACCUGUCUGAUAUCCUGGAGGAAGAGGAGGAUGACCUCUACUCUGACCCCCCUGGACCCGCCCUGGCCCGGGGAUACACCACCGGAGCUAAAAGGGAGUCUGGCAGAGACCUGUCGAUGGAGGCUGAUGCUGGGUGGAGCAGACAGCCUGGACUAUCUCCUAAGCUGACCAGGUCAGAGGUCAUACAUCAGCUCAAAGAGAGCAUGGAUCAUGCAUGGCCUAUAGGAGACAAUGAGGUGCGUAUCUUUGUGGCUCUGUUUCCCUACGACCCGGUCAACAUGUCUCCCAACCCCGACGCUGCUGAGGAAGAACUGCCCUUCAGAGAGGGACAAAUCAUCAAGAUCUACGGAGACAAAGACUCGGAUGGAUUCUACCGCGGCGAGUCGAACGGUCGUCAUGGUUACGUGCCAUGUAAUAUGGUGUCAGAGAUUCAGGUGGAGGACGAGGAGACCAGAGAGACACUCCUGCAGCAGGGCUUCCUGUCUACUGCCACAAACAUGGAGAAGAUAGGCACUCGCUCACAUGCACAGCUUCCGCGUCGCCCUGUCCCACCGCCGAAACCGAGACGAUCCAAGAAAGUGGAGGCUGCUGCGCUGUGGGAAGAUAGCUUAGACUCCUCCAGUCAAGAUCCCAGCCAAUCUGAUGUUGCCAUGGCAAACCCGGCGGGCCCCGGUCCUCGCAGGAUGAAGGCCAUCUUUGAUUACGACCCUCGAGAGAGUUCUCCCAACGCUGACAUCGAGGUGGAGCUGACCUUCGGUGCCGGGGAUAUCAUCUAUGUGUUUGGUGACAUGGACGAUGAUGGGUUCUUCUAUGGUGACCUGAACGGACACAAAGGCCUGGUCCCAUCUAACUUCCUACAGGCUGCCCCAGAGGCUGCUGGGAAAGCCCCACCAUUUGACCCCCAGCCUCAGUCUGUAGCCGAGCACAGGACAGAAUCACAGGUGAGCCUGAGCACAUUCCCAGAAGAGGUUCCACAUCCACCCCUACACACAGGACUGACUGGCCCAGUCCACACACAUCCACCCCUACACACAGGACUGACUGGCCCAGUCCACACACAUCCACCCCUACACACAGGACUGACUGGCCCAGUCCACACACAUCCACCCCUACACACAGGACUGACUGGCCCAGUCCACACACAUCCACCCCUACACACAGGACUGACUGGCCCAGUCCACACACAUCCACCCCUACACACAGGACUGACUGGCCCAGUCCACACACAUCCACCCCUACACACAGGACUGACUGGCCCAGUCCACACACAUCCACCCCUACACACAGGACUGACUGGCCCAGUCCACACACAUCCACCCCUACACACAGGACUGACUGGCCCAGUCCACACACAUCCACCCCUACACACAGGACUGACUGGCCCAGUCCACACACAUCCACCCCUACACACAGGACUGACUGGCCCAGUCCACACACAUCCACCCCUACACACAGGACUGACUGGCCCAGUCCACACACAUCCACCCCUACACACAGGACUGACUGGCCCAGUCCACACACAUCCACCCCUACACACAGGACUGACUGGCCCAGUCCACACAGACCACCAACACCACCUACACCUGGAUCCACCCGCAGCAGCAGGCGUGAUGAAACCCUCCUCCAUGGACCCUGCCCCAACCCCAAGGCAAGCCAGCCUCAGCACCUCUUCACCCCACGUCCCAGCAGAAAGCCCCUCACAGACAGACCAGACAGACAUCUCCCCACCAGGAAAGAAAAAGAAAGGCUUCUUCUCCAAAGGAAAGAAGCUUUUCAAAAAGUUGGGAUCCAGCAAGAAGGAUUGAAACUUGGGACAUUUAUCCCUCCAUUGUAGUUUUUGUUGAAAACACUUUUACAUUAUUAUCAGUCUUGGUUGUCUUGGGCUGUUAGUUUAGUUGUAAUAUUCAGUAACUAUGGAUACACUAAGAUAUUAUACAGUUGAAUACACCUCUUCAAUAUAAUACUACUAGACCAGCUGGCAAUAUGUGGAGCGUAUUUUGUGUGUAUCUGAAAUGGCACCCUAUUCCCUGUAUAGUGCACUAUUAUAGCACCCUAUUCCCUGUAUAGUGCACUACUAUAGCACCCUAUUCCCUGUAUAGUGCACUACUAUAGCACCCUAUUCCCUGUAUAGUGCACUACUAUAGCACCCUAUUCCCUGUAUAGUGCACUAUUAUAGCACCCUAUUCCCUAUAUAGUGCACUACUAUGGCACCCUAUUCCCUAUAUAGUGCACUACUAUGGCACCCUAUUCCCUAUAUAGUGCACUACUAUGGCACCCUAUUCCCUAUAUAGUGCACUACUAUGGCACCCUAUUCCCUAUAUAGUGCACUACUAUGGCACCCUAUUCCCUAUAUAGUGCACUACUAUAGCACCCUAUUCCCUAUUUAGUGCACUACUUUAGGAAAAGGGAGCCAUUUCAGAUGAAACCAUUGCCGUAUAUAAGACGUGACGGCAUCAAUGAAGAGCGUGUUAAUGAGCACGUUGAAGUAUUUCAGCCCCUAACCUGUGCUUACAGACGUCCUCUGAAUACCCACUGAUUCUAUGAUAACCCUUUUAGUAGUCCGCUCUGUGAGGGGUUUCUCCUUCACCUUCAUCUGGCAGUAUUAUCUGGAAGGAUUUGAUCAGAUGCAGAUGCGAUGUUAAAAAUGGUGCUCUAGACUUUCAUUUAGACUCUCCAUCGUUGGCUCGGAGAGGCCCGUGCAUCAUGUCCAGGCUACGCUCCAACCACUGUCAGUUAGUUUAAACUGAGAGGAUGGACGAGGGUCCCUUCGUCUGUCGACUGUUGUUUCUCAACCCUGUCACUUUUCAGAUCCAUCUGGAAUGUUUUCUACAUGGAUGUAUUUUAACAUCAGUGAGUCUCAUAUCAAAAGUAUUGUAACUAGCUAACAACAAAAAUAUGCUAAUUGUACACUGAGUCUUUUUUUUUUACCUUUAUUUAACUGGGCAAGUCAGUUAAGAACAAAUUCUUAUUUUCAAUGACGGUCUAGGAACAGUGAGUUAACUGCCUUGUUCAGGGGCAGAAAGACAGAUUUGUACCUUGUCAGCUCGGGGAUUCGAACUUGCAACCUUACGGUUACUAGUCCAACGCUCUAACCACUAGGCCACCCCUUACACUUAUUAUGAAGAGUUCACUACACAGUAUAGCUGAAUGGAAGCUGUUCCAUUUAACAACAACUGCUUCCAUUUCAUUACGAUUGACAACCAACAAGUCAUUUCCUUUAGAGGCUGUUGAUGUUUGUAAUGUCUGGAAUGUUUGAUAUUUAGUGUGUUAUGUGACGAGUGUGAGGAUGGACGGCCUUCUAAAGGGUGUGUAGACGCAGCCAGACUGAAACCUGUCUAUGCCUUGACACAGAACUCAUUGGGGUGUGUGUGUGUGUGUGUGUGUGUGUGUGUGUGUGUGUGUGUGUGUGUGUGUGUGUGUGUGUGUGUGUGUGUGUGUGUGUGUGUGUGUGUGUGUGUGUGUGUGUGUGUGUGUGUGUGUGUGUGUGUGUGUGCCUGUGUGUGUGUGUGCCUGUGUGUAUGUGCCUGUGUGUGUGUGUGUGUGUGUGUGUGUGCGUGUGUGCGCGUGCUCAUUUCCUGUCACUGUUCUGUCAUAGUAUAGUGUCAUCUUACAGGGUACUUGUUCCUCUGUCUGUCUCCUUUUGAUUUAGUUGUCUGUUUUAGGAGUGUGGUAAAGGACAAUGAACAAGACUAGCAACUGUUAACAGCAUUUAGAGGGAUUCAUUGUGUGCUACCGUGGUUAUCCACCCAACACAUGUAUAUUAGCUGCAUUGUAUGUUUAAUCCCACCGAUCCAUCUGGUAUAAUAUGCAGUAAUAGCUUUCUGAAGGUGUCCAAAUGAUAGAUGACAUUACUAAGUUUGAUACAUUUUGUUUAUUUUAGUUUGUUGUAUUGAGUUACAUUUGAAUCAUUUCUCAGGUAAAACUAGUCUUAGUCACUCGGCUCUGUCUGUGUCGAGCCACCUUGUCUCACUUAUUAAGAGGAAGAUUCUUGCCAAAAAAACAUGAGGUGCUUUGUCUGUUACCAUAACGAGGAGACCAAGCAUCAAACACCAGGGGUAUGGCAGCGGGGGAAAACAGAGGUAUGUUCUACCUGAUAAGAGCCCAGGUCUGUUCUAUAGCCCACAGUUUCAUCUGCAACAUUCUGAACGAUGCUUGCAACCCAUUGGAUUAGCCCCAGCAUAGGGCGGAGUCUACGCACACAUGACUCCAGACAUUGGAGGAUGCAAAUCUGGGUUCUUUGAUGUUCUGAAUGUUUUAUUUCAUUUUUUUAUUGUAUAAUUCAGUGUUAUCAAUUAAAAGGGAGAAUAACGAACAGCAGAACGAACAUGCCAAGUAUGAAGGAAGUGUUGAUGAUGAUGAGGAGGAGGAGGAGGAGGAGGAGACAUCUGUUUCACCACUUGAAUUAUCCUGUUUAGAAGCAGGAAUGAUGAGGUAGCCGUAGUGUACUGUACGUGUACUUUUAGUGGCUGAAAAUGUACCGUGGAUAUUUGUAUUCCUUCACAGCCUUUUAAUGUACUUACCUGCUCUAAUCUGUAGUCAGAAAGCUACUAGCAUAAAUUGUUAUUGCAAGCUUUAGGAAUGAACUACUGCUACUGCUACUACUGGCCCUGUCUGCCUCUACGUAGGCUACAUCUAAUCUUCUCCAGCUCUCCUAUCUAUAUAGGACUUCUUAACCCUUAGCAAGCAUUUUAGACAACAGCUUACAUUACAUUAUACUAUUUAGCCUUACAAGACCUUACUUAGUCUGAAUACGUUGUUUACACUACUUUGAUCAUUGACUGCAUGCAUAAUAACAAUGUUAUCCCCUAUUCUGCCUUAUUUAUUAUCGUCAUAGUUAUGUAUUUAUGUAUAGGUCUCACGUUCACUUGGCAUUACGUUUGCAACUUUUUUUGUCGUCUGAGUGGUUGUCGAUGCAGUGGAAGCCAAGUGUGGAGUAUUAUGGCAUUUCAGGAGUAGGUCUGUAUGUAUCGAAUUAUGUAAAGCUGUACGUGAAUGUAAGCCAGGGCACUAUGGGUCUUUGGACUAUAAGGUAUGAAACACAUUUUCAUACAGAGAAGGGAAUUUUUUGUUGUUGUCUUUCCUGACCUGUAUGUAUGCUUUCUUUUGAAAACAAUGGACGAUUUACCUUUUGUAUAUUAAGGUUUUUAUUACCCGUUUUGGGAAAGCUCACUUGUAAAUAGGUUUUUGUUUUAAAUUUUGUUCAUGUUGUUUUUCCGAUGUCUUUUUGCAUGUGGAAGCAGUGUUGUUGAUUGAGGAAUGACAAGUCAGAAGUAGUGCACGGAGGAACGACAAGUCAGAAGUAGUGCACGGAGGAACGACAAGUCAGAAGUAGUGCACGGAGGAACGACAAGUCAGAAGUAGUGCACGGAGGAACGACAAGUCAGAAGUAGUGCACGGAGGAACGACAAGUCAGAAGUAGUGCACGGAGGAACGACAAGUCAGAAGUAGUGCACGGAGGAACGACAAGUCAGAAGUAGUGCACGGAGGAUUUGUUGACUUGAAAUUGUGGUCGAUUUCUUUCAAUCUGGAUCUUUUUACAGGAAUAAAGUAUAUUUUCACAUAACAA
Salvelinus fontinalis (brook trout) is the source of this 11838-nucleotide messenger RNA. RefSeq names its product peripheral-type benzodiazepine receptor-associated protein 1. The coding region runs from base 1145 to 8077 and encodes 2310 amino acids. The record is from RefSeq and is a predicted model, not a curated record. NCBI's taxonomy places the organism in Eukaryota, Metazoa, Chordata, Actinopteri, Salmoniformes, Salmonidae. The transcript is spliced from 30 exons. Gene Ontology annotation, biological process: neuromuscular synaptic transmission. Gene Ontology annotation, molecular function: protein binding.